Molecule: messenger RNA, 1753 nt
Organism: Micropterus dolomieu (smallmouth bass)
Lineage: Eukaryota; Metazoa; Chordata; Actinopteri; Centrarchiformes; Centrarchidae
Gene: pdf
Product: peptide deformylase, mitochondrial
Exons: 3
Coding region: 485-1255 (256 amino acids)
Biological process (GO): N-terminal protein amino acid modification; peptidyl-methionine modification
Cellular component (GO): mitochondrion
Molecular function (GO): peptide deformylase activity
Source: RefSeq, a predicted model, not a curated record
ACAUUUACCUUUGUGUUAACCGACAGAUAUAUUAUGUGAUAAAUAUAACUGAAACGUUCUAAUGACGUCUCCAUUUAAAUGUUUCGACAUUGGUGCAGCCAGUAAAACGUUAAACACAGAGACCCUGGAAUUGUCUUUAUAUUGUGAAAAACUCAACGUUAGAAUAUUUUGAAAUAUGCUAUAAUUAAAUUACAAUUCCACAUAUAGAGGUUUAAAAUUCCUCAUUAAUUAUGGUAAUGUUCAAAAUAGCACAUAAAAAGACAUUCAUGAAGAUGCAGUAUGGCCAAAGGUGUGCUUGUUGAUAGCCAUGUCAACAUACUUCCUGUUUACCAUGGUUCAUGUCCCGGUGCACAAAGCAACAUCCAUGUUGCACCUCACGGAUGCUGUAGCUGAAUGAGCAGAAAUCCCUGCAGCCAGGUUCCAAAAUCAGAACUGUGUGUCACCCCCCUGAUCUGUGACAUAUCAUCACAGCUGCAGCUCCACCAUGAACACAAAAGCAUGCGCGUCUCUGCUCCAACUCUCCAGGAUGGGGUUCAGACCUUGUGCAUCCAAAGCCCCUCGCUGCUGUGUUGGGGCAGUGACUUCUACUCGUCUUCCACAUAUCUCACCCUACUCGCCUGUACCCUGUAGUCACUCUUACUCUAGCAACGUCAAGGUGCGCUCUUAUCUUCGGUACAUGAAACACAAGAUCAUGUCCCCUCCCAGUCCUCCAUACAGUCAUGUGUGUCAGGUAGGGGAUCCAGUGUUGCGUUCACAUGCUGCUGCUGUUGACCCAGCUGCUAUAACAAGCCCUGAGAUCCAACAGGUCAUCAACACUAUGGUGAAAGUGAUGCGUAAACUUGAGUGUGUGGGACUGAGUGCACCUCAGAUUGGGGUGCCACUCCGCAUCCUGGCCCUGGAAUAUCCUCAGAAGAUGUUGGAGGAGAGUUCGCCUGCAUCAAGGGAGGUCCGUGGUCUUUCCGUCCAGCCCCUGAGGAUCUUUGUCAACCCCCAGCUGAGGGUCCUGGAUGGACGGACUGUGCUCUUUCAGGAGGCCUGUGAGAGCAUCUCAGGGUUCUCUGCCACAGUUUCACGCUACCUCUCUGUGGAAGUGUCCGGUCUGAAUGAGAAGGGUGAAGCUGUAUCCUGGCAGGCCAGUGGCUGGCCAGCUCGUAUCCUCCAGCACGAGAUGGAUCACCUGGAUGGGGUCCUCUACAUCGACCGCAUGGACAGCAAAACCUUCAUCAACAUCAACUGGCAGGCACAUAAUGAAUAGAAGAUCCUCAGGACAAGCCAAAAACAUUUACAGAAGAACCUGUAAGAUGGAUGAUAGGAAUGAUUUGUGAAAACUCUUCUGGCUUGCAGAAAGGGAUGCAUUUUUGUUUCUGGUUGGAAUAACUGCUUCAACUGAAAAUCCAUCGCUGCACUGGAAGUGUUUUUUAAGAUUGCUAGAAGCUGCAGGGCAGAAGCCCCCAAAGCAACAAUCUAUUUCACCUUAAAGUGCAAGCCAAGAGAGCCAUGUUCUGUGGAGCUCAGGUGUAUAUUUGAAGAAUAACGAGGCUGAUAUGAGUGAUUGAUAAAUGUGUGACCUUUGUCUGCCACCAUAACGAAUAAAUCCAACUGUGCGUGAGUUGAGUGAAAAAUGACGGCUGGUCAGUUUCACCCAGGGUUCACUUAUAAGCAUGUCAGACUCCGUGACUUUCACAUGACCAGUAUUUGUCAGUGUUAUUACAAUGUAUUAUUAAAUAUUAUUAAAAUAUUUUUGUAUACUGUU